This is a messenger RNA of Brugia malayi, 477 nucleotides long. RefSeq lists its product as uncharacterized. The transcript has 4 exons. The record is from RefSeq and is a predicted model, not a curated record. NCBI's taxonomy places the organism in Eukaryota, Metazoa, Nematoda, Chromadorea, Rhabditida, Onchocercidae. Gene Ontology annotation, cellular component: mitochondrial large ribosomal subunit; ribosome. Gene Ontology annotation, molecular function: structural constituent of ribosome. Bases 1 to 477 code for a protein of 158 amino acids.
AUGGUCGUUACUCUGCUUGGAUCUUUCAAAUUACUUAUGAGACAGGCAAGUACGACUAUUAAAGCAGAAAUUGUUCAUGCACAUAAAAUUGAGGAGGUCGUGAGUGCAAUCAAACAAGAAUGGAAACAAAGAGACGUCCGUCUUUUUGCCGUUGUAUAUAUUAAUAAACGUCAGUUCAAAGUAUCGGAGAAUGAUUUGAUUGCUUUAUAUGACAAUGUACCCUUGGAUGUGGGUGAUAAGAUUAAGUUAGAAAAGAUUUUGGCAAUUGGUGGCAAAAACUUUACACUAUUUGGUCGACCACUGAUACAUUCACCAAUAGUAACAGUUAACGCCACUGUUGUUGAAAAAACAACAUCUUAUCCACAGCUCAGAUAUAUGAUGAACAACCAUACAAAAGCGCGAACUUUGCAUUGGAUGAGCCGUGAAACGACGAUACUAAGGAUAAAUAACAUUAAAGUUGAAAGGAUGGAUUUGUGA